This is a messenger RNA of Lycium barbarum (goji berry), 5572 nucleotides long. Its product is annotated as TMV resistance protein N-like. Gene Ontology annotation, molecular function: protein binding; ADP binding; ATP hydrolysis activity. Gene Ontology annotation, biological process: signal transduction; defense response. Bases 845 to 5245 code for a protein of 1466 amino acids. The transcript has 6 exons. NCBI's taxonomy places the organism in Eukaryota, Viridiplantae, Streptophyta, Magnoliopsida, Solanales, Solanaceae. The record is from RefSeq and is a predicted model, not a curated record.
UAUGGCUAUAUAUAACAUAUCAAAAAUGUCUUUUUGAAAAGAUUUCGCAUGGGUCAACUUGAGUUGCAUACUUCUCGUGGGUUGAAAUGGGUUGGCUGAAAUGGGCUGAGCUAAUAAAUAGGACAGUCAUUGGUCAGCCCAAACUUGGGCGGAUUGGGCGGGUCAUAUUUCAUGGGCUGAUUUUGCCAGCCCUACUAUUUCCCCCUUCUUUGUUUUCCUCUGUUGGGUAAUCUAUCUUUGUUUAUGGGUGUUGUUAUGUUGUAAGACGGAUGAAUUGCUUAUGACCUCUGGUUUUUGACCUUGGAGGUAGUUGAAUUUUAUCCUACUGGUUGUAUUUCCAGCAGAUAUGAAAUUGAUUAACCAGCUUAAAUGUGCAUUUGUCUUUGGUUGGACCAUACCACAUGAACUUUCUAGUCAAGUAAGAUUCAUAAUUAGAGUUUCAAGCUCGAGUUUGAAAGAAUUGUUUGAUUGGAGAUCAAGCUAACUAUGGUGUGUAUGAGCUUAGCUUGUGUAAUUUUUAAGUUGCAGCUGAACAAUCUAUCCUCUGAAAUUAAAUCUUAUGUGGCCUAAGUUUGAUUUUUUUAGUGGGAUCGACCGGGGUUUGUUUGGUGAUGGGAUAAAUAAGUGCGAUAGAGAAGAAAACUAUUCCAAGAAAGAUACUACUUGAUAAGAUCUGUUGUCAAUAUGCAGGGAGGAGGACAAAUGGAUCCAAGAAAUUGUUGACAAAAUUUUGGAGAUUCUAGGCAUUACCAAAUACGCAGUGGGAAUCGAAUCUCGUGUAAAGGAAAUAAAAUCGUUGUUGAAAGUUGAAUGUGGUGGUGUUUCUUUUAUUGGGAUAUGGGGGAUGAGUGGUGUAGGUAAGACAACUGCUGCAAGAGCAAUAUUUGACGAGAUAUCUUGUCAAUUUGAAGGGUCUUGUUUUCUUGCAAACGUUAGGGAAGUUUCAGAGAAGCAUGGACUGAGCCAUUUGAGACAGAAGCUUCUUUCACAAAUCUUGGAGCAAGCAUUUGUGGAUGUGGCAAGUGACAGAGCCUAUUGGCCAAGCGGAAUUCUUCGUCUCAAGAAGGUUAUAAUUGUUCUUGAUGACGUGGAUAACACCCAUCAGUUGGAAUGUUUAGUUGGGAAACGCGAUUGGUUUGGUGAUGGCAGUCGGAUCAUCACAACAACUAGAAACACUGAUUUACUGUGCAAGCAUGAUGAGUUAUAUUGUGUACCUCGACUGGCUAGACACGAGGCUCUAGAACUUUUUAGUUGGCAUACCUUUCAACAACGGGCUCCUGUUAAGGAGUUUGAAGAGCUCUCGAAUUGUGUAGUAGAUUGUGCUGAAGGCUUACCCUUAACUCUGGAGGUCGUGGGGUCUUGUCUCUACAGACAAGGCAUGGACGAGCUGAGAAGUAAAUUACAUAGACUUGAAGAUUUCGGAAAUAGAAAAAUUGUUAAGCUACUUAGUUUAAGUCUAGAUGUAUUGGGUGACGAGUACCGAAAUAUCUUUAUGCAUAUUGCAUGCUUCUUUAGAGGAAGAGCGAAACGUGAUGUGAUAAGAUUAAUGGAUAGAUUGGGCUUUGACUCAAGGAUAGGAAUACAUGUCUUUACUAAAAGAUCACUUUUAUACGUGUCAAAUGGAAUGAUUGAGAUGCGUGAUUCAAUAGCACAAAUGGGUCAACAAAUGGCAUGUGAUGAUGAGCAGGACAAGCCCUGGAACUGCAAUAGUAGCCUUUGGCAUGAAAAAUAUAUGAAGGCUGAUUUUUCUGCAAGUCAGAUCACCAGAACUCCAACACAACUCAUGGCUUCCAAAAAUGAAUCCGUCAGAAAAUGGAAAUAUGAUGCUUUCUUGAGUUUUAGAGGGGAAGAUACCCGCAAUAACUUUGUCGCUCAUCUUUACAAAUGUUUAGAAGACAGAGGAAUCGAGACAUUCAAGGACGAUGAGAAACUUCAAAGAGGAAAAUUCAUUUCAUCAGAGCUCUCAGAAGCCAUUGAGGAGUCAAGAACUGCCAUUAUCAUCUUCUCUGAGAACUAUGCUUCAUCCACAUGGUGCUUGGAGGAGCUCGCGAAGAUCAUGGAGUGUGCAGACAAGGGUCAGGAAGCCAUCCCAGUCUUCUAUAAGGUUGAGCCAUCAGAUGUACGCAUGCAGAGAAAUAGCUUUGCUAAAGCACUGGCCAAGCACGAGGCAGAUCUCAAGGGUGCUGAUUUGGAGAAGUUGCAGAGGUGGAAGGACGCUCUACGUAACGCAGCGAAUAUAGCAGGAUGGGAUGUUCGCAAAACUGCCAAUGGGAAUGAAGCAAAAUGUAUUGACCAGAUUAUAAACAAUAAUUUUCCAAAUAUGCACUGCACAAUUUCAGCUACCGAAAAGUAUUUAGUGGGAAUCGAAGCUCGAAUUGGUAGAGUGGAGUCAUUGUUGGGAGUUGGAUCAGGUGGUGUUCGUUUUCUCGGAAUAUGGGGCAUGGGUGGCGUGGGGAAGACAACUAUUGCUGGAAAACUUUAUGACAAGAUUUCUCAUCAGUUUCAGAGGUCUUGUUUUCUUGAAAAAGUUCGAGAUGAAUCAAAGAUGAAUGGGCUGAUGCACUUGCAGAGAACACUCCUUUCAAGAAUCUUAAAUGUUAAAUCAGUUGACAUACAAGGUGUUCGUCAAGGAGCGAGCAUGAUUAAAGAAAAACUUUGUCUCCGGAAUGUCUUAAUAGUUUUUGAUGACGUGGAUGAUGAGCACCAAUUGGAGAAUUUAGUUGGAGUGCCUGACUGGUAUGCUGAUGGUAGUAGAAUCAUUAUAACAACUAGAAACAGUGAUUUACUUCGUGACCACAGCCAAUUAUAUCCUGUCUCUGAAUUGUCUAAGCAGGAGGCUCUUGAUCUUUUUAGUUUGCAUGCUUUUCAGAAACCAUCGCCGGAUAUAGAGUUUCUCAAACUCUCCAAGUCCGUAGUAGAUUAUGCUCAAGGCUUACCCUUAGCUCUUAAGGUCUUGGGAAGUUUUCUCAACAAACGAGGCGUAAAUGUGUGGAGAAGUACUUUAGAUAGACUCAAAGACACUGGGAACAAAGAUGUUAUUGAGCAGCUCCGCCUGAGUCUAGAUGAAUUGACCCCCAAAGACAAGAAUAUAUUUCUUGAUAUUGCAUGUUUCUUUAGAGGAAGAAGGGAAGAUUAUGUGAAAGAAAUACUAAAAAGUUUUGGUUUGGAUCCAGAGGUAGGAAUAGAUGUCCUCGCUAAAAGAUCACUUUUAUAUAUUUCAGAAGGAAGGAUUGAGAUGCAUGAUUUGAUAGAACAAAUGGGUCAACAAGUGGCACGUGAUGGUGAACAGGACAUGCCAUGGAAUCACACUAGACUAUGGCAUGAAAAAGAUAUAAAAACUGUCUUUUUUGCAAAUCAGAAGGCAAAGUCAGUUAGAGGUAUAGCGGUACCAACUGGCAUAGACCGACAUAUAUGCAAGUUUAGCAAAGCUUUCAGAAAGAUGCCUUGUCUUAGGUUACUCAUGGUCAAAGGGGACGAGGUCCGACGUCAUGAUCCUGUUGCUGAACCUAUUAAGUAUCUGCCCAGUAGCUUGAUAUGGCUUGAUUGGAGAUACUACACUUUUGAAUCUCUUCCAGCAAAUUUUGAACCAGAGAACCUUGUUGCGCUCAAAAUGACUUUUAGUUCUCUUGUUCGACUUUGUGAGGAGCCAAAGGAAUUUGACAAGUUGACAAUCCUCAAUUUAAGUUUUUCUGAGAGUUUACUCAGCACGCCCAAUUUUUCAGAUAUCCCACAUCUGCGGAGAGUUGUCCUGAAAGGUUGUGUUAGCUUGGUAAAGGUUGAUCCAUCCAUAGGGAAUCUUAAAAAGCUUAUUUUUCUGGACAUGGAAAACUGCAAAAGUGUUGAGUUGUUAUCAAGUGGUAUUCAGAUGGAAUCUCUUGAAAGCUUUAACCUCUCUGGUUGUGAGAAACUACAAAAAUUUCCAGAAAUUAGGGGAAAAAUGGACUUGCUCUCAGAGCUCCUUUUAGGCUGUACCGCAAUAGGGGAGCUGCCCUCAUCAAUAGGACAUCUAAGUGGUGUCAGCUUGCUUGAUUUGCAUUCAUGUAAGAACCUUGUAACACUCCCAACCGAGGUUUCUGAGAUGAGAAAGCUAAGAAUUUUGAAUCUUAAAGGCUGCUCAAAACUUGAUAUUUUUCCAGAGAGCCUAGUUGAUCUACAACAGCUGGAGGAGCUCUAUGCUGGCAACACAGCCAUUCUUCAACUACCAGAUUUUAUUCGGAACUUCAGCAAACUUGAAGUCCUGUCACUAAGAAGAGGAAAUAAGUGCCAAUUCUCUGGGAGUUUGAUACUCCCAUCUUCAUUUGGUGAUUUGCACACGUUGAGAAGCUUAGAUCUCAGUGGUUGUUGUUUAUCUGGUGAUGAAGUUAAUGCUCUUAUACUCUUGCCCAAUUUAUUGGAAUUAAACCUGAGUAGAAAUGAGUUUACUUCUUUACCUGACGGCAUCAGUCUGCUUUGUCGGCUUCAAUAUCUCAACAUAACAUGCUGUCAGAAACUGAAGGGACUUCCCAAGCUUCCUUCAAGUAUAGAGGAAUUAUAUGCAGAUGACUUUCUGGCCAAACAAAGUACUAAAGAGCUACAGAUGUAUCUGAGAUUGAAUUUGGUCUCCUUCACCAGUUAUAGAUUUGAUCAACCAUCUUAUAAAGAAAAGAGCAGUGGAAGCUCAGUUUUGGAUGAGAUCUUCUGUUUGUUUCUCUCAAACAAUAUGGAUGAUGUGCUCAUCCCUUCCCUUAACUCUGAUCACCGUGUAAGUUGCUCUAUUGUCUUUCCUGGAGCUGCAAUUCCCACGUGGUUUAAACAUCAAAGUACUAAGCAAACGAUCUCGUUUGAACUGCCCAAUGAUUGGUACAAUGAUGAGUUUGAGGGCUUUGCUAUAUGCUGUGUGACUCUCAUGGGAGAAGGUUUCUUUGAUCCUGAUUCGGGGCUAUCAGGGAAGUAUGACUAUACAUUCAUCAAAGCCAAAUUGACACACAAUAAUACAGUGCUAGAGAAAGAAUGUAAAGUGGGCACGGUAUCCAGAACUUAUGGCUGGUGUGUUUGCUUUACCUGCAUACCAUUGUAUUCUUCGCUGCAGGCAUCUGGCGCAGUAGACGUUAAGAACCUUAACCAGUAUCGCCUAUUUGAGGCAUCUAUCCCGGGGCGCAUUGUGAGACAAUGGGGAGUUCAGUUGAUCUACAAGGGUAAUAGACAAUUUUAUCGCAGCAGUCUACAGAGGUGGAAUGGAAUUCAAUCAAACUUUGCUGUAUUAUGAAGCCUGUCAGUAAGUAGCUCCGUGUUGGAUCAUGACGGGAACUACUAAGGAAAACUAUAGGAGGCUGUUAUUAUCCAUGUAAAAUAUCAUUGGGAUUAUUGUACAAUGAAGAACAGAAAGAUACGAUAGGAAAACAACUUUUUGAAGAAGGAUAAUGCGAAUUAUAAAAAUCCAUGAAGACAGACUUAAUUGAGGGAUAUGGUAAUUAUUCAAUUGAAUAUUAUCAGAUGCUUAAUUUCUUCCUUUUGCUAUGGAUAAGUGUCUCUCAAUCCCUGUUUGAGGAUGUUUGAAAAGUUAACCCUAAUCGUAUUUCUUUUUAUAUGUUGA